AGAACAACGAGGAGGAGGAGGAAGAAGAGGAAGAAGAAGGAGAAGCACCCAUCAUCGCUGCUCUAGGCGAAGUUGUUCUACUUGUAGUAGUAGUAAGAUGAGCCUUCUGCGAUUGUCACGGAUCGAAUUAUUAUUAUUAUUAUAAUUAACAGAGCAUUAGCAUAAGCAGCAGGGUUGGUUAUUGAGUCACGGGAUUUUGCAGUGUGGUGCUGGUGGGCUGGAUAGGAGGAGUCACCGCUCUUGGGUUGUGUGAAGAUCGUGCGCCUCACCUCACUUCGCCAGGGAGAAGAACAACACCACCAAGUUGCACCAGUCAGGAAAAAAAAGGCUGCAUCGCCAGUGUAUUGCUGCUUUAUGUGCCGCUGUCAUGGUACAUGGCUUCUAAUUUAUCAUGUCCAGCCAGCGUGCUCUCUUCUAUCUGCUGAUUUGUUUUUAAAGUAAUUCACCCACUUUCAGGCGUUUGUAUGCUAGAAAAGUGACGCGCCAGAAGAAUUGCUGCUGCUGCUCUGAAGAGAUACUGUCCCUUCCUGCGUGGAAAGUAGAUCCAGACAUUGCACAGAGGAGCGUCGGUGCUGUGACGCGGUUUUAUGGUGGUUGUUGCUUUAGGGUAGAUGUGAAUCCGCAAGGGUUUGAGUGUGAGGUCUUUUGCGGAAGCUGGCAUGUUCUGGAGAGAUUUGGGUCGGAGUGGGUCUGAAAUUCUGGGUAGUGGCGAGUGCUGUAAUGGAACUGAUCUUGUUUAGGCCGUUCUUUCCAAAUUUGUAAAUUGCUAGAAUUAAGGUUUGAGGGAUGACCCUGACAAUAGUGUCGUGGUAGUUAGUAUUUCGGGGAAGGUCGGUGGAGCUCUGGUAGUUUCCACCUUCUAAGACAUGAUCUAGGUUUGUUACAAUGACGCUUCGUGGUGCCGUAGCAUGAACCUUUUCUUCGCAUUGUGAGGUUGCGGUUCAGCUUAAACGCAAAUCAGCUGUGACCUUAUCUCUGAAGUUCUAAGUGCGUCAACACGAUUAACGAAGGACUGGUCAUCUAUGCUGAGAGUCACGGGUGUUUGAUGUGCGGCAGAAUUCGAGGGGCAUACUGGGAGCAGUUGCGCAUACAUCUCCUCAACCCAAGAGUUCGUAGGAGGGAUUGAAUUGCGCUAUUUUUCCAUGGAAGCCAUGGAAGACAGAUGCAAAUUCAUCCGUAAAGGAUAGACAAUAUUUGGUUUAGGUUGCACGGUUAUUUCUAAAAUAUUCUACGUUACGUUCAUUUCCACCGUGUCUUAAUCUGGAAUCCUUCUCUGCUUUUUCACUCAACCUAUUCAACGACGCAGCUUUAUAUAGCAAUCGGUUUAGAAUAUAGGUUCCACUCAUAGUUCCUUCAACACUCAGUAGGAAGACGAAAUUUGGUACCCGGUUAGUUGGAUUUGAACCUAUAAUUCAAUCCUAAGAUGUUUCCUUCUUUACGUAUGUCUAAGCUAAACAAUGGAAUUUUUUUCAGAUUUCGUCUGCUUUACUUCUUUGAAUAAGAAUUCGUCAACGUUAAGUGCUGAUAGUGCUCUCUGUGUCAAGUUAGCAAAGUACACGUGUAAGAGGCUUUGAGUUCUUCUGAAACUUCAUCAGAACAGAAGCUGGAAGUACGAAAUCCCAGUUGUCAAUCGUGAAGAGUAUCCUUGUUGACUUCAGCAAAGGCCUAAGUGCUACCUCUUGCCCAUGUUCAGAAUAUAUCAUUCAUGUACCAUGUUAGAGCUAAGCUCUUUUUUCCAGUUUCUGAACCAUGUUUGUUAUUUCCUUCAGCAAUUCUUUACAAUGCACUAGCGUCACACAAGUACACUUAUCUUCACAUGCCAGCACCUUGACUGGUUGGGGCUUGAUCCUCCUACUCAUAGAGGUGUAGGCUGUAGUUGAAACGAAAGCAGGAUAGAGAAAAAAAAAAAAAAAAAAAAAGCACGGAGUGUCAAAGUGAUGGAAUACAAUCCUAGAAAACCAGGAUUAGGGAUCAACCAGGAUAGCAAAGAUCCACCAAGAGGCAUAAAAGAGGGAUCUAAGAGCGGCAGAGUUGCAGCAACACCUCUAGGGACACCCAGUAAAGACCAUGUACAUAGGAGUGGGAAUGCGUUGAAACGUAGUCAUGAUCAUGUGAAGAGUACAGGAAAAGAGCCUCCAAGAGUAAGUAAAGAUUAUGUAAAAUUGAAGGAACUGGACACAACUCCCCAGCUGAAAGCCAAGGUUAAUGUAGACAGGAAUUCAUCGAGUGAGAAUUUAGGUAGGACUCAAAUAGUGAGUGAGAAGGUGCGACCCAAAUUGAAAGAUGCCAUGGAGAGGGAUAUUUUGAACCAAAGUCUCAGGAGGACCAUAGGAGGGGAGAAACCCAAAGUGGUACAUAAAGUGAAAGAUGAGAAAGAGAUGGAGAUACUGAAGGGAAGCCUGAAGAGGACACACGACAUGAAGUUGCAGCAAAAGGUUAAAGAUAUUAGAGAGGGGGAUGUAUUGAACGAGAGUCACAGAAGGACCCUAGUCCUAGGUUCCGAUGUUUCGAAGGGGAGACACGAGAAACCAAGAGAGCCGUUGAAGUCUAGGAGUGUUGUAAGACCUGGUGAUGGAACGAGAAUGUCAACAGAUGCUGGAAUUGGGAAGGAAAUGAAGAAGGAUAGUUCUAGCGCCGAGGAUUCGUUGAAAGGAAAGAGUGUGGCAAGGCCAACCGUAAUGGAAGAUGUGAAGAAAAACAAGCUACCAAGUGACGGGAAGAGACCAGCGGAGGGUGGUAAGGGUGUGAAAGUGCGGAGUGCCACGAAGAUUAUUGAGCCGAUAAGGAGUGUUUCAAAAGUAGCUACGAGUACUGUCAAGUUGAUUACCACGUCUGCCAUCAAAGUAAAUCAGGAGAAACAGAAGAAGAAAUCAUUUUCUUUACCAGGUCAAAGAUUUGAACCUCCAGAGGAAAGGGAUGCGUUGACGUUGUUUUAUGGGUCACUUCAUAGACAGAUACCCACAAGUGAUAUGGCGAACAUUUGGUUGAUGGAACAUGGGCUGCUCGAGUCAGACGAGGCUCAGAAGGUCUUGACUCAAAAGGUGAAGUCCAAGGGCGGCGUGACCCACAAAGCCUCACCAUAUCAUGCACCAACACCAUCAAAAUUUGCAAAUGGCAGUGCGGGCAGAACUUCUAAAUUCCAAAACGAGAGUUUCCUCGACAUAAAGCCAGUCUCGAAAAAGCUAAAGCUUUGAGCAGCAACCAGAUCUUCGUAGGUAGGGAAAUUUGUUUACUCUUUCAGAAUUCAGUUAUAUCUUGGAAAAUAAUGUUUAGCAUGACAGUUAAGCAGUAGGAGAUUCAGUCCUUUGUGGGCAGCCAAUAAUAGAAGUAUUUGCUUACAAAAGCAAGUUGAACUGGUUGGAAUGGAGCUUGUGGCUCUGAAUUAAUUAGAAAAUUGACCCAGUUUUGUUUGUGCUCACCCUGACAUAAUAUCUGCUAAUUUCUCGCU
Physcomitrium patens is the source of this 3448-nucleotide messenger RNA. RefSeq lists its product as uncharacterized. Lineage: Eukaryota; Viridiplantae; Streptophyta; Bryopsida; Funariales; Funariaceae. The record is from RefSeq and is a predicted model, not a curated record.